Linum tenue is the source of this 205-nucleotide messenger RNA. NCBI's taxonomy places the organism in Eukaryota, Viridiplantae, Streptophyta, Magnoliopsida, Malpighiales, Linaceae. The record is from the annotation of a GenBank genome assembly.
CGAGAGGAAGAUGAGGAAGAAGAAAAUGCUGAAUCCGAAGCAGAAGGAGCUGCACAACAAGAUGAUGAAGUCGAAGCAGAAACAGCUGCACAAGGAGCAGCUCGAGGUCGGAAAAAUCGGAGAAAUCCGCGAACCACGAAGAGAGCGCGACGUAAUCCACCGCCAUUGCGAGAGGAGGAUGAGGAAGAAGAUGCUGAAGUUGCUG